Messenger RNA from Caenorhabditis auriculariae, 4743 nucleotides. Lineage: Eukaryota; Metazoa; Nematoda; Chromadorea; Rhabditida; Rhabditidae. The record is from the annotation of a GenBank genome assembly.
AUGAAUAGUCCGGAUAGAGCUAUCCUCACAAGGAAAAUCGCUUUGAUGGGAUACCCAUGUGUUGGUUGGUUUUUUUUUCUGUUUUUUCUACCUUCACUCUCACAGGAAAUUUCAUGCUACUUUGCGGUUGAGAUUUUUGAAAAUCGACUAGAAAACUCCUUGAUUUAAACUGGUACACCUGUAAGUCAAAUAGAACCAACAAAGUCCGGGAAGAUAGGCCAUUUUGGGGAUUACUAGGGCAUGAUCUCCGCUUGACAACAAUUUGAGAAUUGAGACUUUGUGGGUGGAUAGGCCUAGGUGAGAGUACUGGGAAUCAAAAAUAAAAUUUUGCUAAGCCACAUAGGCGGCUGAGAAAAAACUCGCAGAAAGUUUUCCAGCGCGGAUAUGGACGCUCGGAGCCUUCGGCUAGCAACUGGCGGCGUGGUGUAGUGGGUAGUGGUCUUGCGCACUGCCAAUAUUGUAACCAUGGUUCGAAUCCUUUUGGCGGAAAUUGUUUUUGCCGGCUCAAAACUUUAUUCAUUUCACAUUUUGUGAGAUUUUUUCAAAAAUUUACGUCAAUACUUGUAGAAAGCUAUUAAUUCUAAUACUUUUUAUCAUGCCACUUUUUUUCUUCUCGUAUGAGGAGGAUAUUCUCAAAUAUUUUUUUGUUGGAAGACAGGCAACAGCAGCGUAGUUAUUUUUUUGCACAUAAAGUAGAGAAAAACAUUUCAAAUCAGUAUUUUUGUUUUUUUAUUGUGAUUUUAAUAACUACGCUGCUGUUGCCUGUAUUCCAACAAAAAAAUAUUUGAGAAUAUCCUCCUCUAUACGAGAAGAAAAACGUGGCAUGAGAAAAGUAUUAGAAUUAAUAGCUUUCUACAAGUAUUGACGUAAAUUUUUGAAAAAAUCUCACAAAAUGUGAAAUGAAUAAAGUUUUGAGCCGGCAAAAACAAUUUCCGCCAAAAGGAUUCGAACCAUGGUCUACACCACGCCGCCAGUUGCUAGCCGAAGGCUCCGAGAGUCCAUAUCCGCGCUGGAAAAGUUUCGACGAGCUUUUCAUCAGCCACCUGUGUGGUUUAGCAGAAUUUUAUUUUUGAUUCCGAGUACUCUCACCUAGGCCUAUCCGUCCACAAAGUCUCAAUUCUCAAAUUGUUGUCGAGCGGAGGCUAUACCCUAGUUAGAGCCUUGAUUUUUCGAAAACUUGAAAGUUGUUCAGACUGAGAAUUUUAAAUACUCCUUCUAGUACAUCACGAAGUGUUCUGGACAAUUUCAGGAUAUUCUUAACCGCAAAAUGAAAUUACUUUCCUUGUCAGAAACCUAUCAUGAACAAUAAAAACAGUUGUUCAUAUUUUCAGGCAAAUCUUCGAUAACUUUGCGUUUCGUGCAAGGAUAUUUUCCGGAUUCUUAUGACACCACCAUUGAAGACAUGCAUUCUAAAAACUAUAAGUACGAAGGACGGGAUUACAAUUUGAAGAUAACAGGUAAAAUUUGAAUGGUUUUAAUGAUCGGGAAAUAUGCAUUCUAAGAUCUUGUUUUUUUCAAAAAAAGUCAUUUCACGAAAAAUUCCGUUUUAAAAAUAAAAAUUCUUUUUUUGAUUUCACAAAUUAAACCAGUGAAACCGCAAUUGAUGAGUUACGAGUCUAGUAUAUAGAAUUAGUUCAUUUUUGUCCCAGAAAUAUUUUUUUUGAUUUUCUAAAAAGGUCACCAAAAAGAAAAAUUUUAUGCGUUUCCUUAUAGUUUUGUUUUUGGUAUGAAUGGUUCAUAAUUGAUCAUUGUAAGUUUAUCAUUUAAAUAUAUCUUUAGAGAAUUACUUUGAUUAUACCGAAAAAAGAAAAUACGGCGAACAACUUCUAGAAACUUGCUGUGCUCUGUAUUCCUCGAGCGAAAAAAAAAAAUUAUUUUGAGUAGUUUUUCAUUUUUAUAAGGCCAAUGCAGUUCAAGUUUUGUUGAAAAAAAUUUUUGAGAGUUAUAAUUAAGCUUUUAAUUCCAGAUACCGCUGGACAGCAGGAGUACUCAGUUUUCCCUCGUAGUUGCUCAGUUGAUAUUCAUGGAUUCAUUCUUGUUUACGCUAUCGACGAUAGGAAAUCGUAUGUGAAUUCGUCGCUAGGACUAUAUUUUGUAUCAAUUUGCAGAUUUGAGAUGAUCCAGUCGAUUUAUGACAAAGUUGUUGAAUGCGUUGGUGAUGUAAGGUGAGGUUUUUUGUGAAUUUCAAGGAGGAUUUCAUCAAAAUAUUCAGAGUCCCGAUGAUAGUGGUCGGUAACAAGGUGGACCUGCAGCACUCCUGCAGAGUAAUCAGUAGAGAUGAAGGAGCCAAAUUGGCCAAAAGCUGGAACGCCGCAUUCAUCGAGACGUCGGCCAAAGAUAACACCGUCAGUUCCAACUUCUUUUUGUGAGUGGUUUUCAACCAUAAUUGUUCAGGCCGUGAAUCAGAUUUUCGACAGACUGCUGAAAGAAAUCGAAGUGAGUAACGGAAACGCGCCUUCCUCUCCUGAAAAGAAGUGUCUCAUUUUAUGAUUUUGUUUUUAUGACGUGAGGUUAUAUGUUAAAAAUUUAAAGAGUUUAUGUGCCCUUUUUUUCUCUCAUUUCCAUUCAAACUUGUGUUCAUUUGCCAUUUUGGUAAUGUGAAGUUCUUGUUUUUUUUUCUACUUGAGGAUCAAAUUUUGUGUUUAUGUCUCGACAACUGUAUAUUACUAUUUGUUUCUCCAGAAUGAAAUCAUCGAUGUAAAAACGGAUAUCACAUUUGCCUGUUAUGUUUUACCACCUUGUUCUUGUUACUGUAUAUACUCAGUGCGUGAUAAAUGUUAUGAUGAUCUAGUUCGAUGUUGUGAUUCAUUCGUUUAAUCGAUCAUUAUAUAUGCAAUACUAAAUUUGAAAUAAUUUAAUUUGAUAGAUCUUGAUCGUCAUAGGAUUUUUUUUUAGUUAUUUUCUGAGUCUCGUUCAAUAUCACAAAAAAACGUGGAAAACUUCGAAUUAGCGUUUCUUGGAUGGUUUUGAGGGUUAUGGUUUGCUUCGUGAAGAAAAGCUUGGAAAAGGAGAUAUGUAACUGAUCAACACCGUUUUAGGCAUGAUGACCGACGACUCACCAGAAGUCGUCAGUCGGGUGCCGGGCCUUCCUCGCGUUGCAGAGGCCGUGUCGAAGUAGGUUUUGUUCUUUGGGUCGGGUAAACACUUGUUUUUUUUUCUGUUUGAACUAGCGCGACCCAUCACUUUUCUCUUGAUAGUUUCUCCUAAUCAACAAUGUUCAACCCCAAAAAUCGUGAAUUUUCUCCAAUUGACAGAAAGCGACGGUGAGAUUUUAUGUUCACAUUCAUAUUUGGUCAGUUUGUAGUUCUUACAAAAAGCUUUUAGCGUGGAUUUCGCUCAAGUCGCUGGAAAAGUUGAGUCAAUCAAAAAAUGGACAAUUGGUACGUUUAAAAACUCGCGACAACAGCUUUUGGAGCACAUGGGAAAGGUAUUUUUUGAACCUUUUUCGGCUCCCAGUAGUAUUUUGCAGAUAGAUAAGACGGUUGAUCCCGAAUUCGAAGAGAAGUGCGAUAGCUUGAAAGAAAUCCAUCAGAGGUACCGUGAAAAUGUAUAUUUUCAUGUGAUGACAAAAGUUCAGAUAUGGGGCUGUUGUACUGGCGUCUCGCCAAUUUAGCCAAGUGCUCAGUCAGAUGGCGGCGGCGGAAAAGAAGUUCUCCGAGUCCUUCUUUCAAUUGUCAGUGAAAGAAGAUCAACUGAAAGUAUAUUUCGGUCUGGGACCUUUGAACAAGUCUUUCCUUGAAGGCGCAGUGCAACGCGACGGCCGAGGUGAUGAAGCAGGUCGGCGAGCAAGCGUCCUCCUUGGACAUUUGUUUGCGAUACUUCAUUUCUUCCAUGGAAACCAUCUACUCGCAGACGAUCGCCGACACUUUGGAGACCAUCUACUCAACCGAAGCUGUCAGUCUCUCUUUCGAAUGGGAGUAUAACUUUUCGAUAUUCUUUUCUGUUUCGAAGAGAGAAGGGUUAUUACCUUGAAUUUAAAAGAUAAUAAUCAAAAAUCAAAGAUAUAUAACACUACUUCAUAAAGGUAACCUAGGAAAGUUUUUCACAGUUGCUCUUCUAACUUUUAAAACUUUUUCAUCGUAAUUUUUGGAUUCAGUGACAUUUAUUUAGUACACAAAAGUCUCAGAAGCAUGGUACAACUAUUAAAAUGAAGAUUUAUUCGACACCUUCUUUUCUAAAUGUUUCUAAACUCAUUCAAAUUGAAGCAAUGGCGCGGAUCACGAAACAACUAAUGGAAAAUGAUCCGCAUGGAGGUGAAAAGAAACGUUAUGAAAUAGUUUCGCUUCAUGAAAUCAUUAUUAUUAUUUCUUUUUCAAGAUCACUAGAAAUAAUCUACUUUUUAGCAAACUUCAGUGAAUUUGGAUCUUUUCAUUCAGGCUCGCAUUGAAUAUGACGUUCACCGACACGAACUGGCCAACCUUCAGAACAGUCCUACGGAGAACGCGUCAGAAAAAGUUUCGGAAGCCUCGGAGGCUUGUGAAACGCAUAGGAAGAAGUACGAGCAAUACAAAGAAGACGUCAAGGUAUUUAUAGGAGAAAGGAUUUUUUCGCAGAACUAGUUCCUUUCAGGUGAAGCUGAAGUUACUGGAGGAGAACCGCAUUCAGGUGGUGUCGACCCAACUCGAAAAGAUCCAUGCCGCCCUGGCUGCCUAUUACUCUGGUAACGCAAAGCUCCUUGAGAGUUCCGUCCGAGAAUUGUUUGCUUCCGGAGUUUCCCCACCUUCUUUCAUUCCUAAUAUGUAG